Molecule: messenger RNA, 3253 nt
Organism: Sclerotinia trifoliorum
Lineage: Eukaryota; Fungi; Ascomycota; Leotiomycetes; Helotiales; Sclerotiniaceae
Source: the annotation of a GenBank genome assembly
AGUACAGUAAGGAUAUUUUUGAUCAUCAAAAAGGAAAGAACGAGCGUUUUGCAAGUCUCGCUUACGUACUCAACGACAACACUGUGGAUGUUUACACAAGGCCGAAGUUCUGCGAAACGAUCAACUAGCUACUGAGAAAUGUUAGAACAACCAGCUCCAUCAAUAUAUUACGUCGUCUUAGAUGAAACAUCUUUGUAGUGGACAAGAUGGCGGAGGUUAUGCGUCUCGAGCUACUCGGCGAGAAAACUCUGCAUCAAAUGGUGAAUCCUGAACUGCUCGCAUAUUGUCCAUCGAUGGACCUAAUAGCGUUGGGUAGCACGGAUCAGCAAGUCUUGAUCUAUCGUUUGAAUGGACAGAGAGUUUAUGGGGCUGCACAAAAAUUCAAUACUCUUCGCGUUGAAAAGAUCAGCUGGAAGCCAAAUGGUAUCGAACACUCCUAACUUUCAUUAAUAUAUUUAUACUGAUACCUGCGUAGGACAAUUACUAGCAAUCGCUUGGAGUGAUGGAUCUGUUCGCCUUGUUGGUGCUGAAAGCACAAAGGUGGUCCACCACUUCUCUGCAACUUCAGAUGAUCAAGAUUUCUCUGGGAUCACGUGCAUGAGUUGGAGUUCAAACACCAUCGGCAGAAAAGUUGCAAAUAAAACCUCGAAGCUUGUCCCAAAUACCUUGAAGAACAUAUUUGCAAAUGAUUCAGAACUGUCUACGGGAAAGGGUGCUUUGGACCUACCAAGAGACCUCGCUCUUCUUGACAUUGAACCCAGCCUGCCGAAGCUAAGUGUACUCCCCACAGGUGGGACUUCGUAAGUGUGUCCGUUUUUCUUUCGCAACGCGUUUACUUACUACUUCUUGUCAGGGAUGAAGUUUUUAGUUCCAGAUCGUCUUUAGAUGCCCUUUUUCGUCCAUUUAACCCAGAAGAUAACGAAAUGGCCGAUGUUAUGGUUGUUGGGACGAAGGAGGGCAAUAUUCACCUCAGUAUCUACGAUUCAUUUGUGGUAGGAUCUUUCAAAGCUCCAGUCGUCGUUCAUAGACGUCCGGCAUAUCUUGUUUCACAUGCAUCCCACAAAUUGUAUUCAACGCAUGCAUUGCUCAUGAAAACCACCGAAUCUGAAGAAAGGAUUUAUUUCGUUCCAAUGGACCUUCGCUUCUUGUCCGCCUCGAGCGAGUAUCUUUCAAUCCUUGCAUCGCGGUCAACAGCUCUGGAAAACCUUCUCAGAUACAUCAAUCAAAUACGAAGCCUUAUGCUUGCGGAAUGGAAGUCGGCACAAGAAUUACCCAGCAGGUUCCUCCAUAACGUUAAUGAAACCCUUGCUACACAAGAUAAUCGAGAUAUUGUACAGGCACUUUACCAUUCGGUAGCCACUGGCCACACUUUUCCAGUCGUGCGCGAAUGGCUCGUGGAUGAGCUGACAGAAAGAGUAAGAUUGCUUCAUUCUACUGUUAAUGAGGUUUGUACUAAACGUAUAGGGCCAUAAAAGAUGGGACAAAGCCGUGGUAUCAGGUCUGGAGAACUUGCGGCGUUUAGUUCAUGAAAACAUGCUUCCUGCCCUUGAUCGUUGUUCCGUCAUUCUCAGCCGAUUAAAUGGAAUCGCUAAAUUUCAAGGUCCAGAUUCUUCCUUGGGCUUCACAAGUGCGCAGAUUACUUCAAUCAUGGAUACUGUCGCAUCUCUGCAUCUUGUUUCUGCGAAGAUUUUACUUCAGGUGGUAGAUGAGCUCGAACUCUUUACUUCAUUUUCUGCUUGGCUACGUCAUGAGAUCGAUAGGCUGGCAUCUGAUGGGUCUUCGUCCCAAAAUGACGACAACGGUGAUAAAGAGGCUUCAAUCGAUCAUGUUAAAGUAUUGCUAUAUAUCCAAACAGUCAUGAUCAACAGUCCGCUAGCAGCUUUUAUCGGUGAAGUUACGCCCGAGGAUUACCAGAACGAAAGUGCGCAUAUAGGGAAGGGCAUUCAAGUGUUCGAUUUGCUCACAAGGCAGUUAGAAAAGCAAGAACAAGGGUCCAAAUACAGAAAGACUUUGCCGCAAGUAGAAUUCCUGUACAAGUAUUUAAGAAAUCAGGCAGCUGCCAUAUUUACUCAAAUUGCGAACGCCGAGAAGAGCAACGUCCACUUUGGUAGGGCAAGUGAGCUAGGCAUGGCCCACAAGGAUGUGCCUGUCGAGAUGAAGAUGAAUAUGAUCGUAAGUAUUACUAUGAUUUUGCCUUCCGACGCUGAUGGAUUUUAGGAUCGUAAUGUAUGCCAUAACUAUAUCGCUUUUGUGCCGAAAGACUCUUUAAAUCAAGGUCGGUCAAUAUCCCACUUACAGAUUCAUUUCGGACUAGAUUUGAUGGUGGACAAUAGUUCAAGUAGUUCAGAUUGAGCUUUUCGUCGAGAAUGGAAUUAGCACUGUACGCAGCACGAAUUCAUCCGUCCUCCAGCUUGGCGAUGGGCAAAUCAUGGACUUUAAAUUCAUGGACGACAGCACCAUACUCGUGCUGUGGGAGGCCAAUGGUAAGGCGCACACAAAUCUGUCUUUCAGAACUAACACGGUUAUAGGGAAGUGCAAUCUUCUAGGAAUACCGUACAACAAUGGGAGCGGAAGCCACAUAAAAUAUCAACCUCAUCGAAUUUCCGCAAGUCGCUCCAAGGCAAUCAUUUUGAGCAAUGAAGAGGUAAUUAACAAGUUCUUGCAAACCGAGUUUCCAGGUGACGGUUCGAUUAUCCCAGAAAUCAUGAUGAUCCGAUCACAAAUUGGCUCGAAAAACGAUGACCAGAUGAAGAGAUUGGUGGUUUUGGCCAAAGAUAGGCUUCGUUAUAAAGUUUUCAAAUUGGCUGGAGAAUCAUCCAAUCGAAACAUUAGUGAAGAUAUCCCAAUGUCAUAAAUACAAGUAAGAAGAGUACUGUGCUACGGUAACAAAAGUUAACACGAUAGCACUUUUUGAUCGCUUUUGCUAGUUGCAUCGAGUAUCUCGACGGACAACAUCAAACUAGACGACGCACAAUAUAACAUAAAGAAGAGCAAACCAAUAGAAGCUCUCCAUUCGGCUGUUGGUAGAUUUCACUGUCCAAAUACAAAGUGGGGAGAGUAGUAGUGGCGGCGACGGACUGCAUUAAGCGUAUGCACUAAAAAGGGCAGCCUAGGGCUCUUCGAUAUUUUCAAGCACAACUUUCAGAUAAGAAAAACCAGCAUCAUUGAUACUAAAGAUCAGUCCGCCAAUUUUAACAAUAUUUUUCUACACACGCUUGUGAUACUUGAUUUUGAUACUUGAUUUUGAUACCCA